This is a messenger RNA of Lotus japonicus, 1901 nucleotides long. RefSeq lists its product as uncharacterized. NCBI's taxonomy places the organism in Eukaryota, Viridiplantae, Streptophyta, Magnoliopsida, Fabales, Fabaceae. Bases 360 to 1901 code for a protein of 513 amino acids. The record is from RefSeq and is a predicted model, not a curated record. The transcript has a single exon.
UGCUUGAGUUGUUCAUUUUAGCAUUUGGUACCUUCCAAACCUUAAGAGUACAUCAUAUACAUGUUUAUAAAGGAUAUACCAAAAGGUAUGAGCAUAUCUUACAGAAUGCAGUAUCCUAAUUCAGUGGUCAAAGAAUAUAAAUCUUACCUUCCUUUAGUAAGAAAAUGUCCUUUUUCUCAAUUGGUUAAACAAGAAAGAGCAUAUCCAUUUAUAUCACCUUUAAUGUCUUGACUAUGAAGUAAACUUUAUAAUAAACGAAAUACUCAAGAAUCAAAAGACCCUGAGGGGAGGACUAAUUUACUAACAUUUGCCUAUAAAAAAAAAACUCAAGAAUCAAGAAUCAAAAGAGGCAGAGAUAGAUGGAGAGUAUUAAACAUUUCAGCCAUAUCCACCCACUGCAGUUAAAGGAGGAUCAUCAAAACGAUGUUGAGCAAGUCUUUUGCUCAGGUUGUGAAAAACCAAUUUCAGGUCCUGUCUUCUGCUGCAACCAGUGCAACUAUGUUCUUCACAAAUCAUGUGCAGAACUUCCAAACAAGAAGAAACAUCCAUUUCACCCUGAACAUCACCUUACACUCCUUUCAACUCCCCCUUACGAAGGAAUCUGCAUAUGCGAUGCUUGCAGAGGUAUCUUCAACAAGUUCGUCUACCAUUGUUCUCUUUGCAAAUUUGACCUUGACAUAGCAUGUGCUUCUCAGUGGAACCCUGAUGAUGGCCACAAGCAUGCCUUUAUCUCCUUGUGGAAUCCAACAUCACCAUUUGUUUGUUACGCUUGUGGCGAGAAAGCAAGCGAGAUCCUCUCGUGUGUUUGCUCCAUUUGCCAGAUUUGGGUUCAUUCUAGCUGCGCUGAUUAUUGGGAUACCACGACAAAAAAAGAUGAAGUAGAUACAGAAUCUGAUCAAUCCCAAGAUAUUGAUUUCAGUUUAUUUUGUCAUGAACAUUUGUUAAGGUUCGUGGAGGAACAGAGUUUGCAAAAUGUUGAUGAUAAAAUUAAACUCUGUGAUGGGUGUAUCCAACCCAUUAUUACCUCAUCACCUUUCUUUUCUUGUUCUGAAAAUUGUGGAUUUGUUCUUCACCAAAGUUGUGCUGAGUUGCCUAAAACGAAGAAACACCCUUUUCACAUACACCAUUUGAGUCUUCUCCCCAAGGCACCUCCAUAUGAUGGCGUUUUUAGGUGUGAUGGAUGUAGAGGGCUGAGCAAUGGCUUUGUGUAUCGCUGUGAUGAGUGUCAAUUCGACCUUGAUGUUUGUUGCGGUUCUCUAAAGGACACAAUUGAACAUGAAAGUCACAAUCACCCUCUUCACUUAGAGAAGACGGGCGCUCCCAGAAUAUGCAAAGGUUGUCACCUUCAGUCUAAUCAUGUCUAUGUGUGUCAUGUUUGUGAAGAUUUCGCUAUUGAUUGUGGAUGCGCUACUCUGCCGAAUAAGGCAUGGCACGUGUUUGGCAAACAUCCUCUGAAGCUAACAUGUUUUGCUGGAACUGAUUUGAGGGGAAAUGAAUGUGGAAUUUGCAGUGAGAAAAUGUCAUUGGAGCAAUGGUUCUAUUUCUGUGAUGAUUGUGACUUUGCUGCUCAUACUCAUUGUGUUGUUGGCAAGUGUUGGCGUGUGAAGUUUGGAGGAACUUUCAAAUAUGAUACUCACUCCCACCCUCUGGCUUUGGUGGAAGAAACUAGGAAGAACACUGCAUGUGAAGCCUGUGAUGAACAAUGCAAUGGAUUGGCACUUGAAUGUGGGCAAUGCAAAAGCUACUACCACAGAGAAGGGAAGUGUUUCUGGGAACAGUUCAAAGAGAGUGCAAAGUAUUUUGCAUUCUCGGGAACCAUGUUGCGGUACAGGUAUGCAGCAAAUGUAUUUGCUGCCACUCCCAAUGUAACCACCAAGGGAGAGACUAAACAUAGAAAAUAA